CAAGGCGCCGUCCGUCACACAGAGAGACAGACAGACUGACAGAGAGAGGAGCAAGCAGACGAGCUGAGGCACAGGCAGGGCAGGCCCCCCCACUCCACUCAGGCAGGCGCAACUUGACUUAUCAGCAGCAUGUCCCCAGGUCGUCGUCGACCUGGGCUAGGCAGGCAGGUGUUGCAGGAUGCCAUCCCCAGCUGUCCCGCGCUAGGUCCCUGUGGCACACCGACCGACCAAGAUAAGCUGCCGUCGCAGGCGAGACGGAGACCGGCUGCUGCUCAACACACCAGACUCCCUUCCUGCAUCCCCGACACUCUGUUGCGCCCGCUGCUCCCUUUUCGAAAAGGGCCUUCUUGCUCUCUGCCAUUUCCCCUCCAGAGAGAGGAGAGGCUCGUGUGCGCUAACAGCCCCCGACCACCCUCCGCAAUCUCUGGAAUCUAUGUAGAUUGCCCCCAGCGAUCGCGCGUGGCUACCUUACCCACACCCGCCCACCCGCCGCUCACUGUCCGCCUAUACCCACAUCCAGAUCGCCGCACACGACGACCACGACCACCCGCACUUCCGACAUCACGGCCACCCGCCCGCCUGCGACCACAUGAUUGAGCUGCAAUUCUUCUCGUCUCAAUAGUGCGCACGCGUCGUAUCUGUGGCGACCAUUGGCGACUAUCCAUCUUGACGUCUCUAGCACCGACGCACACAGUCAUUGCACGCCACCAUCCGGUGGUUGGGUUUCUGACACGCCUUCAGGCCGGCUGGCUGCUUUCCUCGACAAGCAAUCACCACCUCG
This is a messenger RNA of Microdochium trichocladiopsis, 781 nucleotides long. RefSeq lists its product as uncharacterized. NCBI's taxonomy places the organism in Eukaryota, Fungi, Ascomycota, Sordariomycetes, Xylariales, Microdochiaceae. Bases 130 to 597 code for a protein of 155 amino acids. The transcript has a single exon. The record is from RefSeq and is a predicted model, not a curated record.